AUCACGCUCCUUGACAGAUCCCAACACUCCACAGCACCGUCAUCGACGUCCUCACUUUCGCAUCGCUUCUCGUCAAGAGCACGCCGGCUCCAGCGACACUGCCAUAGACGCCACACAACAGAGGCGCGCACCCUCCAACACACGAACGGGAAUUCCAGCUGUCCACGUCCAGACAGCACGACAAGCCCAAUCGAGCUGCGCAUCUUCGGUCGACAGUUAGAUCACACACUCGGCGCCGCGCCUUGAUCCCAUCAUACAGCACUGCCGCGAAACUCUUUGCGCCGUACGCGUACCUGCGCCGAGAGACGCCUGUCACGAGCAAUAGUCCGGACAACCCCGCCGCGCGGGCCGAACUCACGCUCCGCCGCUUAGCCUUAACAAUGGCGAUGACGAACAUGCAGGACCGCACGGCAGAGUUCCGCUCUGUCGUGAAACAAGCUCAGAAGCGCCAGGCUUCUGCCAAAGUCGGCUCGCGCCGAAACCUUCUGACCGACUCGCAGAAGGCUGCAGCAGAUGGCGCGCAGGGUCCCCAGAGGAGGUCUGAGUUCGCGCGCAGGGCCGCUGAGAUUGGUAGAGGUAUCGCGGGAACUAUGGGCAAGCUAGAGAAGCUGGCGCUGCUCUGCAGGAAGAAGACGUUGUUCGAUGACAAGCCGAUUGAGAUUAAUGAGUUGACUUUUAUUAUCAAGCAAGAUCUCUCUUCGCUGAACCAGCAGAUCUCUGGUCUGCAGCAACUUACGCGCCAGCAGCAUCCCAAGGGAGAGGAAGGCGAGCACAACAAGAAUGUAGUUCUUAUGCUUCAAGGAAAGCUCAGCGAUGUCGGUGCCAAUUUCAAGGACGUUCUCGAGGUCCGGACGAAGAACAUCCAAGCCUCGAGGUCGCGAACCGAGAACUUCAUCUCUUCCGUUUCGCAGCACGUCCAGCCACCGAUGCACCAGAACGCAUCUCCGCUCUACGGCACACCCGCGAGAGGCACGCCUUCUCCUGGGCAGGACCUAUUGUCUCUGAAUCCGGUGGCCGACCAGCAGGUUCUUAUGAUGGAGGAGGCGCAACCGCAAAAUGCAUACAUCCAGCAAAGAGGCGAGGCGAUCGAAGCGAUAGAACGCACGAUUGGCGAGCUAGGAUCUAUCUUUGGUCAACUGGCUCAAAUGGUUUCAGAGCAAAGCGAGAUGAUAGAACGUAUCGACGCGAACACGGAUGACGUUGUCGAUAACGUCUCCGGGGCACAAAGGGAACUGCUCAAAUACUGGUCCCGUGUCUCGAGCAACAGGUGGCUUCUUGCCAAAAUGUUUGGAGUUCUGAUGAUCUUCUUCCUUCUUUGGGUUCUCAUCGCUGGUUAGAUGGUGCUCACUUCUUGGGACACGGGCUCCCCAUAUCAUAAUACCCCACCUUGUAUAUUGCCUACUGCGUGGUCUUUUAUUCUGUUCAUUUUGCGAGUUCGCCGUCUCCGGUCGAGUGGCAUUUGCAUCUUAGAGAUCUCCUUUGUAAUGGUGUCCAUCAACUAUGGCAGACCUGGUUGUCGAGCACAUAGCAUUAAUAGAUGUUUACGAGUCACCGACAGC
This is a messenger RNA of Microdochium trichocladiopsis, 1559 nucleotides long. Its product is annotated as integral membrane protein sed5. Gene Ontology annotation, molecular function: SNARE binding; SNAP receptor activity. The transcript is spliced from 5 exons. Bases 381 to 1337 code for a protein of 318 amino acids. Gene Ontology annotation, biological process: vesicle fusion; intracellular protein transport; endoplasmic reticulum to Golgi vesicle-mediated transport. Gene Ontology annotation, cellular component: Golgi membrane; endomembrane system; SNARE complex. The record is from RefSeq and is a predicted model, not a curated record. Lineage: Eukaryota; Fungi; Ascomycota; Sordariomycetes; Xylariales; Microdochiaceae.